Ochlerotatus camptorhynchus is the source of this 5982-nucleotide messenger RNA. RefSeq lists its product as uncharacterized. Gene Ontology annotation, biological process: DNA integration. Bases 1 to 5982 code for a protein of 1993 amino acids. The record is from RefSeq and is a predicted model, not a curated record. The transcript has a single exon. NCBI's taxonomy places the organism in Eukaryota, Metazoa, Arthropoda, Insecta, Diptera, Culicidae. Gene Ontology annotation, molecular function: nucleic acid binding.
AUGAGUCAUCCGGGAGAUAAUAACACUGCUUCCGCCACACCGUCGGAUUGCGUGGCUUGCGAACGUCCGGACAGCAGCGAGAACAUGGUAGCCUGUGAUACAUGUGGGUCCUGGUACCACUUCAGCUGUGCAAAAGUCGACGGAAGUGUUUCCAACGUACCGUGGAAGUGUACAUCAUGUGGAAUAUCGAACCGGACACCGAUUGCGACGAAGGAAAUCCGCAAGACUGACGGAAAGAAAGGUGGAAAGCGGCUCACGGUCCCAACCGGUGCAGAGCAGUCGUCGAAGACGUCCGUCAGCACCAAGGGCACCUCUCGGAAAAGUAAGCAGCCUGUUUCUGGAGAUAACGUAAGUUCUACAUCUAGUGCCAGGGCUAGGCUCGCAUUCGAGCUGAAGAUGAUUGAGGAACAGGGCCGAAUCAAGGAACAGGAGUUGCAGGCUGAGCUAGAAAUGAAAAAUAAAAAGUUGAUACUGGAGAGGAAGAACAGGGAUCUCGAGUUAGCUUUAGAAGCCAAAAAGUUAGCUGAAGAGAAGGCUUUUCAGGAAAAGCAGUUAGAAGAAGAAGAAAAAAGUCGUAAAGCGCUCCUAGAGAUGAAACGGUUGUCACUCGAGGCGAAAAAGAGCAUCGUUCGGCAAUUUUCGCAACGCGGUAGCGAAGUUUCCAGCUUGAGUGAAAGUGAUGUGCCAAAUUCGGAGGAAAAAGUACGAGGUUGGUUGCAGAAAUCCGGCGAGCAGACAGAGGGAAACUUGAAAUCCACGUCAGCAGCAAGAGAUACCCGCAAAGUUCCGGAGAAUCCCGGAAAGGAAAUGUUCAGCAAUCUUCGUAAUCCAGUUCCCGGCACAUCAAGGACAGGCAACUACCGGUUCAUUGAGGGACCGAACGAAGCAGAUGAGGACGAGGAUGAGGAGGAUGGAGCCUGCAGUUUUCAUUCACGAGAAAUAAGGGGAAACACGGUUCGUGGUAGAGGCAAUGGUGCUGCUCAUCAUCAAGAUCUAGAUGGCCCAACAAGUCGUCAGCUAGCAGCACGGCAAGUCAUGGGGAAGGAUUUACCAACGUUUUCCGGGAAUCCAGAGGAGUGGCCGAUCUGGAUAAGCAACUUCCAGCGAUCAACAGAUACGUGCGGAUUCUCUAUGGAUGAGAAUAUGAUCCGACUUCAGCGCUGCCUCAAGGGACCGGCAAUGGAGAUGGUACGAUGCAGACUACUAUCCCCUUUAAGUGUUCCACACGUCAUUAAGGCAUUGCAGAUGCAGUACGGUCGACCCGAAACUCUGAUAAGAGCACUUACCGAAAAGAUUCGACAACUUCCUCCUCCAAAGAUGGAUAAUUUGGAGAGCAUCGUCGACUUCGGUAUGGCGGUGGAUAGUUUGGUAGAACAUUUGAAGAAUGCGAAACAACAGGCGCACUUGGCAAACCCGUCAUUGUUGCACGACCUGGUUGCGAAGCUUCCCGUGGAUUACCGUUUGAAGUGGUCAGCAUUUAAGAGUUCCAGUCCGUUAGUUAACCUCGGAACGUUCGGAUCAUUCAUGUCGUCACUGGUGGAGUUGGCGUAUGAUGUGAUGGAUGACCAACCGAUUGUGAAGAUAACGAAAGGAGUUUAUCAAAAGCCCAAAGACCGGAGUUUCAUACACGCACAUGCUGAAAAUGUUUCGGCUGGGUCUACUUCCUCUUACAAUGGUUCUACUACUCCAACCAGCCCCGUGAAGAAGGUCUGUGGUGCCUGCAAGAAGGAAGGGCACAAGGUGACGGAUUGCUACAAGUUUAAGGCCAUGAAUAUCGACGAGCGUCUCAAAUUCGUCAGUCAGAACGUGCUCUGUAGGACCUGCCUAAAUCAACUCGGCAAAUGGCCUUGCAAAACAUGGAAAGGAUGCGGAAUAGAAGGUUGCCGUCUUCGUCAUCACACGCUCUUGCAUUCUGCCACACCAGCGGUCCCAGCGGUAGUGUCCACGAGUCAUUUGAAACUCCAAAGUGGAGGGGGUCCAGUCUUCCGAAUUUUACCGGUGACGCUGUAUGGAAAACAAAGUCAGGUGAAUGUGUUCGCGUUUGUGGAUGAAGGCUCGCAGAUUUCUCUGUUGGAUGUUGCAGUGGCUGAACAGCUAGGAGUAACGGGUCCUACUGGGACACUUAAUCUACAGUGGACGGGAAAUAUUACUCGUGAAGAGCCGAACUCGCGUAUCAUUCAGAUGGAGAUCUCCGGGAAGUAUUCGGCUAAACACUUCAAGCUUGUGGACGCGCGUACGGUAGAAGGUCUCCGGCUGCCAUCACAAUCCUUGCGCUACCGGGAUCUAGUGGAAAUGUAUCCGUAUCUUCGAGGUUUGCCAAUUACCGACUACGAAAAUGUGACACCAAAACUUCUAAUUGGUCUUGACAACUUGAAACUCACGAUUCCACUCAAAGUUCGAGAAGGAGGUUGGGGUCAACCGAUGGCAGCAAAAUGCCGUCUAGGCUGGAGCAUCUACGGCUGUUCACGUUUCGCGACGGAAUCAUUCAGCUGUGGGUUUCAUGUUGGAGGAUGGACCAAUUCGGAAGGUGAUUUGAACCAACUCGUUCGGGACUACAUAACACUGGACAAUUCUGGUGUGCGACCUCCGCUCACACCUAUAGAAUCCGAGGAACAUAAACGGGCUCGACAGCUGCUCCAGGUCACGACUCGUAGAGUUGGAAAACGAUUUGAGACCGGCCUGCUAUGGAAGUGGGACAAUGUUCAAUUUCCGGAUAGCUACGGGAUGGCGCUUCGUCGGUUACGCUCUUUGGAGAAACGACUCACCAAGGAACCACAACUGUAUGAAUGUGUCCGUCAACAGAUGCGGGAGUAUCAGGAGAAGGGAUACUCGCAUCGGGCUACCGAGGAGGAACUCGCCAACACCAGCACAGGUAAGAGUUGGUACCUGCCCCUGGGAGUAGUCCUAAAUCCUAAAAAGCCAAACAAGGUUCGGAUUAUUUGGGACGCCGCAGCAAAGGUUAACGGAGUAUCGCUCAACUCAGCACUUCUGAAGGGUCCCGAUUACCUCGCCUCGCUAGUUGAAGUUUUCUACCACUUCCGUCUCUACACUAUCGCGCUGACGGGAGACAUCAAAGAGAUGUUUCAUCGCUUGUUUAUCAGGCAGGAGGACCGCCAAUAUUUGCGUUUUCUAUGGCGGGAUUCCGCAAAGUCAGAAGUAGAAAUCUACGUUAUGAACGUUGCAAUAUUCGGAGCAACGUGUUCCCCAAGCUCUGCGCAAUUCGUCAAAAAUGUGAACGCACAGGAGUUUCAGAGUGUAUCUUCCCGGGCAGUGAAAGCAAUUGUUCGAUAUCAUUACGUUGAUGAUUAUCUCGAUAGUUUUCCGACGACAGAAGAAGCAGUGCAGGUGGGAGGUGAAGUUCGGUGGAUACAUGCGGAAGGGGGAUUCGAAAUUCGGAACUUUCUUUCGAACGAUCCAGUUGUUGCAGCGAAGGUUGGAGCAACAUCCAGUGAAACCGUGAAAACGAUCAAGCCGGAGAAAGUGGACAACGUGGAAUCUGUUCUUGGUAUGAAGUGGAUCCCGACCGGAGACGAACUCACCUACAGCUUCGUAGUACGCGCCGACAUGGAACAUGUGCUAGAGAUAAACCACACGCCAACAAAACGAGAAGUGCUACGCGUGGUGAUGAGCUUGUUUGAUCCACUAGGAUUAAUCAGUCAUUUCGUGAUUCACGGAAAAACUCUAAUGCAAGACAUCUGGGCAUCGGGAGUAGACUGGGACGAACCCAUCAGUAACGAACUAUGCGAACUAUGGCGGCGCUGGAUAGCACUUCUGCCGAAGCUGAACUCCAUUCGGAUUCCUCGCUGCUAUUUUACAGCAGCGGAUUAUCAGACGUAUUCGUCACUUGAAGUCCACGUCUUCGUGGAUGCCAGCAAGUCAGCUUACGCCAGUGUUGUCUAUUUCCGAGUAGAGACCGAGGAAGGCAUGAAGGUGGCAUUAGUAGCCGGAAAAGCGAAGGUUGCUCCGUUAAAAAUGAUGUCGAUCCCGCGAUUGGAGCUUCAAGCUGCUGUAUUGGGCACCCGAUUGCUCAACAGUGUCGUUGCAAUGCACAAUCUUGCUGUCAGCCGUCGCGUAUUGUGGACAGAUUCCCAGACAGUGCUUGCUUGGUUGCGGUGCGAUCACCGAAGAUAUCAACAGUUCGUGGGUUUCCGGGUAGCUGAGAUUCUAUCCACAACAGAUGUACAGGAGUGGAGGAAGAUAGAUACCGAGCGUAAUGUGGCGGAUCUCGCAACGAAAUGGGGCAAAGGACCGAUCUUCGACGAAAGUAAUCCUUGGUUUCAUGGACCGAAGUUCCUACUGGAACCAGAAUGUCUGUGGCCGACGCAGGAGAUGGUGCCGUGUACCACAAACGAAGAAAUUCGCCAUGUAGGCAUGCACGUGAUGCAGUCAACACUGCUUAUCGAAACCGGAAGAUUCAGCAGCUGGGAAAAACUACACCGCACCGCAGCGUGGGUUCAUCGAUUCGUAAACAACCUUAAAAGCAAGAAGCAAGGCGUUCAGCUGGAGUUAGGUGAACUGAAGCAGGAAGAACUAGCUGACGCAGAGAUCACUCUGUACAAACAAGCGCAGCAAGAAUAUUACACCGAUGAAAUCAUGCAACUCAGUGGAAAGGAAGAAGCGAUACAGUUUCGUCAUUCGGCGGUAUCCAGAUCCAGCAGAAUUUUCAAGCUGUGGCCGUUCCUGGAUCAGUUCGGAGUGCUGCGGAUGCGAGGAAGGAUAGGUGCAGCGCCACACGUGCCAUAUGCAGCGAAGUACCCCACAAUUCUACCACAGCAGUCUUCCAUCGCCUUUCUUUUGGUUGACAUGUUCCACCGUCGUUUCCGUCACGCUAAUAGAGAAACGGUCAUUAACGAAAUGAGGCAGGAGUUCCACAUUCCGAAGAUGCGUGCGCUGGUUGCGAAAGUAGCACGGGACUGCAUGUUCUGCAGGGUACGCAAGGCUGUGCCACGACAACCUCCAAUGGCUCCACUGCCGAAAGUUCGGUUGACACCGUUCGUGCGACCCUUUACUUACGUUGGUCUGGACUACUUCGGGCCAGUUCUGGUGAAGGUUGGGCGCAGCAAUGCCAAACGCUGGAUUGCGCUUUUUACGUGUCUGAGUAUACGGGCAGUUCACAUGGAAGUUGUCCACAGCCUGUCAACAGAGUCGUGCGUUCAAGCAGUUCGCCGAUUCGUCUCCUGCCGAGGAUCACCAGCAGAGUUCUUUUCUGAUAAUGGGACUAACUUCCAUGGAGCCGAUAAUCAGCUGAAGAAGGAGAUAGAGGAACGAAGUAGGAAACUUUCAUCGGUGUUCACUAAUUCCAAAACGCGUUGGUCCUUCAAUCCACCAGGAACGCCCCAUAUGGGAGGGGUCUGGGAACGAUUGGUACGAUCGGUGAAAGUAGCCUUAAAGUCCACGCUGGAAACAACUCGAAAGCCCAACGACGAAACUCUGGAAACGGUAAUCAUCGAAGCGGAAGGCAUGAUCAAUAGUCGACCAUUAACCUACAUUCCGUUGGAGUCAGCAGACCAGGAGGCGUUAACGCCAAAUCACUUUCUGCUAGGAAGUUCCUCAGGUGUCAAGCAGUUGUCAGUUCUGCCUACGGACUAUCGAACGACGUUGAGAAGCAGCUGGAACUUGGCGAAGCAUCUGGCCGAUGAGUUCUGGAGAAGAUGGAUCAGGGAAUACCUUCCGGUGAUUUCACGGCAAUGCAAAUGGUUCGAGAAUGUGAUGGACAUGAAGGAGGGAGAUUUGGUGCUGGUGGUGGACGGAAAAGUGCGAAGCCAGUGGACCAGAGGACGAGUGGAGAGAAUCGUGCUGGGAGCGGAUGGACGAGUACGGCAAGCGUUGGUUCGUACGAAAGGCGGAGUCGAUCGCAGGUCGGUGGCUAAUCUAGCGUUGCUCGACGUCGUGAAGGAAGGUGAUCCUGACCAAGAAGAUGGUAGCGGUUCACGGGUGGGGGAGUGUGGCGACGAGAACCUCCCCGCGAUGAAGAUGCCCUAA